Molecule: messenger RNA, 7303 nt
Organism: Cottoperca gobio
Lineage: Eukaryota; Metazoa; Chordata; Actinopteri; Perciformes; Bovichtidae
Gene: iqsec3a
Product: IQ motif and Sec7 domain ArfGEF 3a
Exons: 14
Coding region: 225-4463 (1412 amino acids)
Biological process (GO): regulation of ARF protein signal transduction; actin cytoskeleton organization
Molecular function (GO): guanyl-nucleotide exchange factor activity
Source: RefSeq, a predicted model, not a curated record
AGAGAGAGAAGAGAGAGAGAGAGAGAGAGAGAGAGAGAGAGAGAGAGAGAGAGAGAGAGAGAGAGACACUACCCAACCCCAGCAGAGCGUAGAGGCGUCAGACGGCCGCCAGAGCAUCCCAGUUACGCACUGCUCAGAGGCCCCGCAUCGACGGUUUGCAGCGCCAGAACCAGCUGAAGAAGAAGUCAACGUAGCCGGGCACACGGCCACAUUUACAGUCAGUAAUGGAGAGCCUGCUGGAUAAUCCAAUGAAAGCCGUUCUUUACCUGAAGGAGCUCACCACUAUCGUGCAGAACCAGCAAAGCCUGAUCCAGACGCAGCGCCAACGCAUCGACGAACUCGAGCGAAAGGUGGAGGACCUGAUAGGAGAGAACCGACAGUUGCGGGAUCCCCAUCACUACGUCCAGCAGCCCGCUCAACAUCUCCACCACCACCACCACCAGACUCACCGCAGCAGCAGUCCCCAGGCGCCGGCCAACCUCCAUCAGCACCCGGGAAGCAACAAAGCUGCGGCUCAUCUCGGCCAGCAGGCGCAGCAGCAGCAGCCGCCGCUGCAGCCGCAGCAGCAGCAGCAGCCGCAGCAGCAGCAGCAGCAGCAGCAGCAGCAGCAUCAUCAGCAUCAGCAGCAGCAGCAGCAGAUUCCCGGUCUAUCGGCCCAGCCUCAGCAGCAUCCGACCCCUCCUGCGCCGUCCUCCCACCACCACCCGCAGCAGCUGCAGCUCGUCCCCACCUCGCCGCAGUCGCCCAAAGCGAACCAAGCCAGCCCGGACUCCGUGGAGGAGGACAAGAGGAGCCCCUGCUGCAAGUCUCUGGUUCCGCAGACUCCCACCACUCUCUGCCGCUCAGUUGGACUGGCUAGGAAAGCGGACAACCAAACAGUGCUUCACCAGUUCUGCUGCCCCGCCCCAGAGGCCCCUGAGGGGGAGACCUCUACUGCCUGUGUCCCCAGCGAUGACCUUUCUCCAGACUCGUCUAUUGGGGAGGAAGGGAAGGGAGGAGAGGGGGAGCUGCAGAGUGAGGUCGAGUCACAACCACAGCCCGAGCAACAGCAGCAAGAGGCUCAGCCACAGACUCAACCACCACAGCCACAGCCCCAGUGUGAGCCCCAACCACAGACUCAGACUCAGCCUCAGCCUCAACCUCAACCUCAACCUCAGCCCGAAACCAAACCUCAGCCAGAACCCGAACCCGAACCCGAACCCCAGCCUGCACCGGAGCCGGAGCCGGAGCCGGAGCCGGAGCCCGAGCCCGAGCCCGAGCCCAAGGCCGAGCCUGAGCCUGAGCCCGAGCCCGAGCCCCAAGUCGAAGCUCCGAGAGAGGAAGCGGAACAGGACGCCUCUGAAGCUCCUUCACCUUGCAGAGAGGAGCAGACAGUGGUUGAGGAAGAGAAGGAAAUAUUGGAAGAAGUUGUGGAGGCAAAGAGAAAGCAAGAGGGAGAGGAGACAAAGCCCGAGCGGCGUGAGGGCAAGGCAGCACAGGAAGAAGAGGAGGAGGAAGGGGGAGGAGCAAAAGGAGGUGGGGCGGGGAGGAGAGCCAGCCUGCACCACACGGCCUCGCCUUUGAGGGUGCAGCGCAACGGGGCCGGCUCGCACUCCGCCACCUCCGACUAUGAGCUCUCGCUUGACCUCAAAAAUAAGCAGAUCGAAAUGUUAGAGCACAAAUACGGGGGCCACCUCAUCUCCCGCCGUGCUGCCUGCAAGAUCCAGACUGCCUUCCGCCAGUACCAGCUCAGCAAGAACUUCGAGAAGAUCCGCAAUUCGCUGCUAGAGAGUCGUCUGCCUCGACGCAUCUCCUUGCGCAAGGUCCGUGUGCAAAACACGGAGGGUUUCUCUGCUGAACGGGCCCUGGCAGAAGGCUGCAAUUUGACAGGCAUCCCAUUGGUGCGCUCGCCGUCCCUGCCUGCCACAGUUGGUGGCACCCUGACCGACCUGGAAGACUCAUUCACUGAACAGGUCCAGUCACUGGCAAAGUCCAUAGACGAUGCACUCAGCAACUGGAGCCUGAAGACCAUGUGCUCACUACAAGAAGGUGGCACUUAUCAGUUCAGUGCCGACUCCUUCAAUGCAGCAGCGGCGGCAGCGGCAGCAGGAGGUGGAGGAGAAGGAGGCGGUGUGGGAGAGUCAACGAUUCCUCAAAGCUCGGUCGAUCCAAGUGACCUGUCGAGAAGCGCAAGCAAACUGAUGAUGGCGUUCCGGGAUGUGACAGUGCAGUUCGACAGCCAGAACUUCCGUGUUUCAUCCUCUGUCAUGGAAUCUUCAACUGUCACCCUUGGUAGCUGCAUCCAACCAGAAGGAGUCCCGACCAUUGUCACAUCUACUUCCACAACAACAAACUCCACUCCAGCCUACAUUCCUGCUGGCCUCUCACAACAACCCCCACCUCCCCCUGCAGAGCUCCCCGCUGAACCCAUAGAUCCCCCACCACCCCCACAAGAGCCCCCACCACCCCCAGAAUCAGAGUUAGAAGAAGACGAGCAGGAUGAUGAAUUUCCUGCUCCUCCUCCGAGUGAGGAAGAGCUGGGGGAGGAGGAGCAGCCACCCCUAACCCCUCUGGAUAAGAUGGCUGCUCCUCAAAGCCCAGAGGAGGUUUUUCUGGUGGUGCCACCACCCAGAGAGCCAACUUACGCCCCUCGACUACUGCUAGGGAGUUCGCCCAUGGUGGAGCCGCUGGAGGUCAAGAGGUGCGGCUCCGAGACAGCAGAUAACAGCUCAGAGCAGAUGAGCAGCAGCAGCACGUCCACAGAGGCACGCUCCACAUCUGAAGCCUCGUCCAAGGAGGCACUGCAGGCCAUGAUCCUCAGCCUGCCACGCUACCAGUGUGAGAACCCCGCCAGCUGUAAAUCUCCAACGCUGUCCACUGACGUGAUGCGGAAACGCCUCUACCGCAUCGGCCUCAAUCUCUUCAAUGUAAAUCCUGACAAGGGCCUUCAGUUCCUGAUCUCUCGAGGCUUCAUCCCAGACACACCCAUUGGCGUUGCCCACUUCCUGCUACAGAGGAAGGGCUUGAGCCGACAGAUGAUCGGAGAGUUCCUUGGCAACAGCAAGAAGCCCUUCAACAGAGAUGUCCUAGAUUGUGUGGUGGAUGAGAUGGACUUCUCAGGCAUGGAGCUGGACGAAGCGCUGAGGAAGUUUCAGGCCCAUAUUCGUGUCCAGGGAGAAGCUCAGAAAGUGGAACGUCUUAUCGAGGCCUUCAGCCAGCGCUACUGCAUGUGUAACCCCGACGUGGUGCAGCAGUUUCACAACCCAGACACCAUCUUCAUCCUGGCCUUCGCCAUCAUUCUGCUCAACACCGACAUGUACAGUCCGAACAUCAAGCCCGACCGCAAGAUGAUGUUGGAGGACUUCAUACGCAACCUACGAGGUGUGGAUGAUGGAGCUGACAUCCCCAGAGACAUGGUGGUGGGAAUCUAUGAAAGAAUACAACAGAGAGAGUUACGCUCCAACGAAGACCACGUCACCUACGUUUCCAAGGUUGAGCAGUCCAUCGUAGGAAUGAAAACGGUUCUCUCUGUCCCUCAUAGAAGACUGGUGUGCUGUAGUCGACUUUUCGAGGUGACUGAUGUCAACAAGGCCCAAAAGCAGGCAGCCCACCAGAGAGAAGUCUUCCUCUUCAAUGAUCUCAUUGUGAUCUUGAAGCUUUGUCCAAAGAAGAAGAGUUCCGCAGCCUACACUUUCUGCAAAGCAAUGGGCCUACUGGGCAUGCAGUUUCAUCUGUUUGAAAAUGAAUUCUACCCUCAUGGCAUCACCAUCCUCUCACCUUUCGGCUCAGACAAGAAGCAGGUACUUAACUUCUGUGCCCAAAGUGCUGAGGAGCUGCUCAAGUUUGUAGAAGACCUGAAGGAAUCAAUCGCGGAGGUGUCAGAGAUGGAGCAGAUACGCAUCGAGUGGGAGCUGGAGAAGCAGCAGGGAGCCAAGACACACUCAGUGAAGAACAACGGCACACAGUUAGAGCUGCACGGCAAACAGGGCUCCCCAUCAGGAAACCAGGAGAUAGAUGACAGAGGUGGACACAAUGCAGUAGAGGUGUCAAUUCACAACAGGCUUCAGACGUACCAGCUCAGCAGCAGCACGGCUCGGAGUCCCGAGAGCGUGGCCCUUCUUAACCAUCGGGGGGAGCUGCUUUUCCAGCAGGGGCCCCAGGGGCUAACCUUUGGGCCGGUCCCUCCUCCUCAGCACCCGCAGCUGCAGUCAGCGGCAAGCACCCCUGCCCACCACCUCCACCUCCAGCAGCACCACCAGCCGACUGUCAGCAUGGCUGAUCUGAGGCCCGAAACCCUCAUCCAGUGUCAGCAGAUCGUCAAGGUCAUCAUGCUCGACAACAGCGGCCACGGAUGCAUGGAGGCCUUCCUCAGCCAAACGCCCACACACCACCACUACCAGCAUCACCACCACAGUCACCACCAGCUCAGUCAGUCGGCCAUGUCCACCCCGGUCCGCUCGCCGGACAGCUCCCAUGGCAACUGACGGUCACCAGCCCCCGCUGCCUCCCCCACCUCCGCCUUACAACCAUCCACACCAGUAUAUACCCCCCGACCCCCGCCUCAGUCUACACCGGACCCCAAGUGGCUCUCGGAGCAUGGUGUAAAUAAAAAAAUUAGUAUUCUUUCCCUAAAACACACACUUCGGCACACACUCCCACACAAACCAUUCUCCACCUAUUUAAAAGUACAUAAUGUACAUAUAUACAUACAGAUGAAAGAGCUAUAAUGAAAAAAAGAAAUCUCACUUAUAUGCAUAUAUUUAAGGAAAAAAUAAAGUAAAAGAAAAAUCAAGGUUUUAAAAGAGAAACAGAGAAAUAAAGUGCAUAUAUAAAGUUUUACUUGAUUCCACAUGUAUUUUGAAAUAUUAUGUAGUUUUAACAAAUUUCUAUAACUUUUUGUCAGUUUUAACUCUUGCUAGAGAAAACACAGAUAUUCAGUUUCUGGAUGGAUUCCUUCUUGUAUUCAUCACCAACAACAACAGAAAUGGACUGUGAUGGAUUGACACACUCCUAGGACCUUCCGCAUCUGUUCGCUUUUAUCAUCCCAAACCUCAUGCCUACUGUGCUGUAUGUGCGCGUGCGUGCAUAGUUGACACUUAAUGAAAACGUGUGCCAAAAUACAUAGCCUCCACUAAACACUGACUUCUUUGCACUUGACUAAACGCUAGGGCUAGAAGAAAAGAAAAAAAAAAAACUCCUUCCUUUACUUUGAGAAAAUAGUCCUUCCACUCUUCUCCAUCAUGGAGAACAAAAAAAAUGAAUAACAAAACUGAUAUUUCAUUUAAAAAAAGAAAAAAAAAGAACUAUAUCCCCGGUUUGCGCCGUUGCUGUUUUAUUUAUGUGAUGGAGAGCCUUCUUUCUUCUUCUCUGCUCCCCUGGAUAAAAAAAGAAAAGAAAAAAUGACAUCGUCCGAUAAGCUGCGUUUGUCAUCCGCUCCUCUGUUGUGUUGAGGUUCUCUAUCAUGAGACAACACUCAAUUGUCACUCUCCAUAGAUCAUUCUACAGUGAAGUAUGACAGGUAACAAAGGCAAGCAAUCAUCUCACAUGGAUGCUGUCAAAACCAAAAAGUCAGCCCAGAAUGGUCCUGUUGAUUGUUGUAUGUCUUUUCCUCUCCAUAUUUAUUAUCGCUUCCCAGGAGUUCUUGCCACAUGUUGUCUGCUGAUGGAGGGAAAGUUUUUUUAUCAUAUUUUGAAAUAGUUUUAUCUGCUGAAACUGCUCUCGGACUUUUCUAGACCGACAGCGAUUCAGCAUUCUCAUGUAAUAAAUGUACACAGUGCUGUCAUCUGUUGUUUGUGAAAUGCUCCCUCUCCUUGAAUUUCCAUGAAGAUGCUACCGCUACCGCUACAACUGUCAAGAUCUUUGUUUAUUUGGAUUUGCUUAAAGCAUAUUCCACCUUUGUGUGUUUUCCGUCGGUGGAUAAAUGCAGGACUCCACCCGCAAAACAUCCAGACACCGUCUCUUUAUGUCGGUAUAACUUCCAUGGUUUUGUUUCAGCUCCUUUCUCUUCCCUGCUAACCUUUUAGUCUGACAUUUUCAAAAAGGCAAAAAGUACGGAGGCACACACACACAGCUUAUAUUGCAAAUGCUGGCAUUAAUGGUACUGUUUGUGCUGUUGGCUAGCCUGCUUUAAAUAAGAAAAGGACAAAAAUAAUGCAUUAUCUGAUCUCUUUCUACUUCACGCCAGCCUCGAUUGUAAAUAUCACAUUCAAGCAGUGUCGGAAAGGACAAGCAAGCUACCUUUAGCCUCGUCAAAAUGCUAUUACCCUGUCACGCGUCCUUCAUUCUGAAAUAGGUCAUCAUCCAUCUUUUAAACAUAAGCCACACCAGGUACUGCGCAAUGGAUGUUCGGUUAACUCUGCUCCUAUCAGACCCCCACCUGUGUGAUUUGUUGAUUUAUAAUCACAGAGCCACUGCAGGGAGGUCUCUAUCUCAUCUCUCUGUCCUUUUGCACUCAACAUUUCACCCAGUGGAAAGACAGAGGUCGCAGAAAAAGAUAAUGAGUGUGUGUGACCUCAUAGUAGCAUCCUAACUUUCCUGUAAACAAAUCCGACCUCUCUCCCGUUCAUUUCUUUUGUCAUUAUUUCUUUUGUUAUUAUUAUCACAGCACCAUGAGAAGAAAUUGUGCUUUCAAAAUGAAUGAGGAGCUAUUACGAAAAUGUUAAUAUUUUUUAUUAAAGGUUACGUAAUACAUUUCAGCGUACAACAUCUAAAGUUAUUGACAUUUUGGAUUUUACAUUGAUGUAUGAUGAUUGUAUGAUUGCUCAUUUAUUUGUUUAGAUCAACAUUCAGAUAUAAAUGUGAUUAUGUUUUCCUGCAUGCCAUCAGUUUGGAAGACUAUUGAACUUUGAUUCCCAAAGGUUUUGAUUUGUUCGUGCAUGACUGAAUUUGCUGUGAGCACACUGGUGGAAAAUAAGGAUGACAGAUUUCUUUUUUUUUUGUGGUUCAACUAAGAAAAAAAAAGCAAACACAGUUAAACAGAAAAUCGAUUUACAAUGGCAAAUUUUAGGCCAAACAGUGGCCAUUUUGUUUCCCUGUCCAUCACAACCUUUUCUUUAUGGUUGCACAGUUUUCCCUACUUGACAAUGUGUUUAAGCAUUUUUGGGAGAAAGACAUCCUGUGUGUCCAAUCAACAUGAAUAUGAGGCUCACUGAAAAUCAUGAGUUUAUGUUUGAAAGGAAACCAAUGUAGCAUUUUGGUAGUGCAGAUGAUAUGGAAGCGUAGUAGUGGCUAACUUUCUUAAAGAAACAAAAAAAAAAGGGCUUUGCCAUACCAGUGCACCGCUUCAUGAAUGACAUGUGGAUCUUGUCUGCCUCUUCAACACUGU